Thlaspi arvense is the source of this 2525-nucleotide messenger RNA. Lineage: Eukaryota; Viridiplantae; Streptophyta; Magnoliopsida; Brassicales; Brassicaceae. The record is from the annotation of a GenBank genome assembly.
CAGAAAUAUUAAAAAAUAUAAAUUAGAUCAAAAGUUUGAUAUGAUAAAAUUUUAUAAUAUUUUAACUUAUAAAUUUUAAACAUUAUAACAAAAUUAAAUAUACUAAGAUCUGAUGUAAAACAAAUAUUAUUGUUAGUAAAAAAUAUUAUUAACACACAUAUAACUUAUCUUGUUUCAAAUAUAUUUUAAUCAUGUUUGAUAAAAUAGUGAAUAGAUUUUUUAUCUCGCCUGUGUGGUGAGUGUACCUAGUAUUACCUACUGAUAGAUUAUUCUACUAGAUAUACAAUUUGAUGUGGAGCGAUUUUUCUUUUGCAAAUGUAGUUCGGAUAGGUCCAGUUGAAUCGUCCGAAAACAAUGUUAUAAAAUUAUACACUUGUAAAGUUCAAAAAAAAAAAAAAAAUUAUACACUUGUUAUUUUCUUAUUACCUUGGAAAAAAAUCCUUUUAGAAGAGUGAUAUCUCUCGAUCCUAAUAAGGCAAUAAAUAUAGUAUAUUGUAAGAAACUGUUAGUCUUUUUAUAAUUAGUUUGAAUGUUUGAACGAAAGUCUUUUUCUACUGUCACAAUUACAAGCAUUUAUGACAGCAGUCUCUUUAUAAGAGACAUGCAGGAGUAAAAAAUAAACAAUGCAUGGCCAUAUUACAGCUUUAGACAGAUGGUUUUUAUUGACUAAUUUUUUUUUUUUUUGACUGAAGAUUUAAACAGUUGUUACAUCGUUGCUUUUGACAUUUAGCAAUUACUCUCUAUACCUCUCUUAAGUUUCCCCAAAACCAAAGAAAAAAAAAAGAGAGACAAUUUACUCUAAAUUUCCUGAAAAAGCUUAAACCAACCAAAAUUAUGGUUUCACAGAAUGUUCCCUUCCGAAGGGUCACCAGUUUUCAAAGACUUGUUGAGCUGGUACUUGCUCACCCUCAUGAUUCGCGAUAAACUCCAAACCCAAAACCAAGAUUCCGACCAGGUUAAUCACGAUCACAACCUUCCCGGUUUAUGCCAAUAUACCAUACCAGAUGAAGACCAACACCUGCAGACUCGUUCCGAACAUGGUGAGAUUGAGAUGAGCGAAGAUAUCCUAGGAGAGACACGAGAUGAAUGGCUGAUUUGGAUCAAAGACAAGAUGGAGCAAGUACUUAGAGACGGUGCCACAACAAGCUGGGACAAGCUCUGUAUCUACAGAGUUCCACAUUACCUUCAAGAAAGCGACAGGAGGUCCUACUACCCUCAAACCGUCUCGUUUGGUCCAUAACACCUAGGAAAGAUGCAUCUCCUCCCUAUGGACCAUCACAAAUGGCGUGCGGUCAAUAUGGUCAUACAACGUACCAAGCAAUGCAUAGAAAUGUAUUUUGACGCCAUGAAAGAGCUCGAAGAGAAGGCUCGUGCUUGCUAUGAAGGUCCCAUUGGUUUGAGCAGUAACAAGUUCGCCGAAAUGCUAGUUCUUGAUGGCUGUUUUAUCCUCGAGCUCUUCAGAGGAGCUGAUGAAGGAUUCUCGACACUCGGAUAUGCAAGUAACGAUCCAAUUUUUGCUAUGCGAGGAUUGAUGCGUUCGAUCCAACGGGACAUGGUAAUGCUGGAAAAUCAACUUCCUCUGUUUGUUCUCGACCGGUUGUUAGAGCUACAACUCGGAACACGGAACCAAACUGCUAUAGUGGCAGAUGCUGCUGUUCGGUUUUUCAGCCCAUUAAUGCCGACAGGGGAGGCAUUGACCGAACCGGACCAGUCAAAACUUAUGAACUGGAUGGAAACCCCCUUGGUCUCAAUUGGCGACAAAAGCGAGUUGCACUGUCUGGAUGCUUUCCGUCGGAGUCUGCUUCGGUCUAGUCUGAAAACAGAACCAAGGUUAUCACGAAGGAGAUGGUACUGGGGUUCGCGCGUGGUGGACAAGCGCCAACAACAAAUGAUACAUUGCGUCACCGAACUAAGGCAUACCAGUAUUAAGUUCAGGAGGAGGAAAACCGACCGGUUUUGGGAUAUUAUUCAGAAAAGGUUAUCUAGAGAUACCAAAACUCUUUAUCCAUGAUGGUACCAAGUCUCUCUUCUUGAAUCUCAUAGCUUUCGAGCAGUGCCAUCCGGACUCUGAGUAACCACAUAACAUCCUACAUAGUUUUCAUGGACAAUCUAAUAGAUUCUCCUGAAGAUGUUAGUCACUUGCGUUCAUGCGGUAUCAUCGAACACUGGUUAGAGAAUGACUCUAAAGUCGCCAGUUUUUUCGGUCGGGUAGGUCAAGAAAUCGUUUUUAACAUUAAAGAUAGUUAUUUAUCUCAGUUGUCGAAUAAGGUCAAUCGUUAUUAUCACCAUCACAAUAAGUACUACAGGAAGUGGAAUGUUUGGACGACAACCUUGAAACAGAAGUACUUCGAUAGCCCUUGGGCAUUUAUUUCUUUCUCUGCUGCAGUUUUUUUAUUGGUUCUCACAUUCUCUCAGAGUUUUUUUGCUGGUUAUGCUUAUUUUAAACCACCACCAUAAUUUUCAUUACUAUUUUGUUGUCUUUUUUUUUUGUUUCGUUCACCCAAUUUGGAAUGCUUGUAUUCUCU